AUGGACUCGCCUAAAUAUGUAUAUAUAUUUCUUUCUGUACAGAUUGCGAUCUUUCUCCUAUUGGGAUUACUACUGUUGGUGGAAUGCAGGCAUGGAGGAUCGGCGGAAUCCCUGCAAUUUCCGGCGAUAAACUGCCGGAAACACACUGCUUACCUCACAGAUUUUGGCGGCAAAGGUGACGGAAACACCCUAAACACGGCGGCCUUCAACUCAGCUAUUGCAAACCUUAGCAAGCAAGCAUCAGACGACGGUGGCGCUCAGCUCAUCGUACCACCGGGGAAAUGGCUAACUGGACCUUUCAAUUUGACCAGCCAUUUCACCCUUUAUAUCCACAACGAUGCCACCAUUCUUGCCACUCAGGAUGUAUCACAAUAUCCUCUUAUUCCACCAUUGCCAUCUUAUGGAAGGGGAAGAGAUGCACCCGGAGCUAGGAUGAUCAGUCUCAUCUUUGGAACAAACCUCACUGACGUUGUCAUUACUGGUGGAAAUGGUACGAUAGAUGGUCAAGGAGAGGCUUGGUGGGUGAAGUAUCGUGAGAAGGAGCUUAAGAACACAAGGCCUUACCUUAUUGAGAUUAUGCAUUCUAAUCAAAUCCAAAUAUUCAAUCUCACACUGCGUAACUCUCCAUCCUGGGUUGUCCAUCCUGUUUACAGCAGUGACAUUAUAAUUCAACAUUUGACAAUUCUCUCACCCAUUGAUUCUGCAAAUACGGACGGCAUUGAUCCAGAUUCUUGCACGAAUGUUAGAAUAUGGGAUAACUACAUCGUGUCGGGAGAUGACUGCAUCGCACUGAAGAGUGGGUGGGAUGAGUACGGGAUAAAAUACGGCAUGCCAACAAAACACCUCUCAAUUAAAAGGCUAACUUGCAUUUCCCCAUCCAGUGCUACCAUUGCCCUAGGAAGCGAACUCUCAGGUGGGAUUCAGGACGUCAGGGCCGAACACAUCUUAUCCAUCAACACCGAAUCCGGCCUGAGGGUCAAGACCACCCCUGGCCGGGGCGGCUUCGUCAAAGACAUCUACGUUAGAAAUGUUGAAUACGAUACCAUGAAGUACGUGCUAUGGAUGAUAGCCGAUUACGGCGAUAAUCCCGAUGACAAUUACGACCCCAAAGCGCUGUCUACUAUAAGCGGGAUAAGUUACAGUAAUAUCAAGGCCAAAAACGUGACCAUCGCUGGGUAUCUCAUCGGCUUUGGGAAUCAUCAUCCCUUCACCGGACUUUGUAUGUCUAACGCGACGAUUGAGAUGCACCAGAACACGGAAUUAUCAUUGGAGGAGAAGAAACAGAAACCCGCGGCGUGGAACUGCUCAGAUAUCAGCGGUGUUGCCAGCUCUAACGUGACUCCUAGCCCGUGUGGUCAAUUGGCUAAAAAGCAUGAUGUUGUGUGCAACUUCCCUACUGAUCAACUCCCAAUCGAGAAAGUUGAGCUCAAGACUUGUUCUGCUCCUCUUAAGCACCUGGAGUAGCCCAGCUUUGGUUAUUUUCUUUUAGAAACGGUAAAUAUGAUGCAUGUGAGUACACUAAUGUGUAAGUAUUUUCCCACAUAUGUGAUUUUUGUAUGACUGAAUUUUGAAUUUUGCAUGAUCUGGCCAUGUCUGCAAGUUUAUUUUUGUCCUGCUCCUCUUAUCGUGUGAAUAUAUAUUAGUAUAGUUGCCUAAUAA
Ipomoea triloba (trilobed morning glory) is the source of this 1659-nucleotide messenger RNA. Its product is annotated as probable polygalacturonase. The transcript has 5 exons. Gene Ontology annotation, biological process: carbohydrate metabolic process. The record is from RefSeq and is a predicted model, not a curated record. The coding region runs from base 1 to 1464 and encodes 487 amino acids. NCBI's taxonomy places the organism in Eukaryota, Viridiplantae, Streptophyta, Magnoliopsida, Solanales, Convolvulaceae. Gene Ontology annotation, molecular function: polygalacturonase activity.